Messenger RNA from Phragmites australis (common reed), 1454 nucleotides. Its product is annotated as transcription factor MAMYB-like. Gene Ontology annotation, biological process: 'de novo' cotranslational protein folding; regulation of translational fidelity. NCBI's taxonomy places the organism in Eukaryota, Viridiplantae, Streptophyta, Magnoliopsida, Poales, Poaceae. The transcript is spliced from 2 exons. The coding region runs from base 150 to 1097 and encodes 315 amino acids. Gene Ontology annotation, cellular component: cytosol. The record is from RefSeq and is a predicted model, not a curated record. Gene Ontology annotation, molecular function: ribosome binding; Hsp70 protein binding.
ACCGUAGCCGCAGAACACUGUUUGACACUGUGGCUGCGGCAAAUUCCUGAAGGAGAGUAGGAGACUCGUUGCACCUUGCGCCUCUGAGGAUCCGGUUCCUAGUCGCUUCGUCUGCCUCCGGCGAGUCCUGACCUUUCGCGCCGCCGGCCAUGGAGUUCAUCAACGACGACUGGGAUUCCCAGCCCCGCGCCCGCGUCGUCCAUUCCGUCACCAACUCCACAUCCUCCUCCUCUUCUACCUCCGCCAGAACAUCCCCCUCCCUCCCCCACGCCGCAUCCUGCGCCGCCGCGGCCGUCCUCCUCCUCGCCGCCGCGUACUACCUCCCCCCGGCCUUCCAGGUCCUCUCCUCCCUCCUCGUCUGGGUCGCCGCCUCCCUCCUCCUCGCCCCCUUCGCGCCUUUAUCGUCCACCGGCGGCGACAUCUCCGUCGGCCGCGGCCGCCUCCUCCCCUCCCAAGAACCGCCCCAAGAACCCACCCCGGAUCCCGCGCCCGCCCCCCGCCGCGGUCGUCGGCAGAACCCGACCCCGCCGCCCCCAAAACCCUCAGAUCCGAUCACUGCUCCCGUCCAACCGGCUGCAUCUCCUCUGCCGCCGCGGGAGGCGGCGGUCGUCUUGGACAGCGGCGAGAGGGAGGACGACACCGGCGAGUGGACCGACCAAGAGCUGGAGCUCCUCCGGCGGCAGAUGGUGAAGCACCCGGCGGGGGAGCCCCAGCGCUGGGAGAAGAUCGCCGCGGCGUUCGGCGGCCGCCGCACGCCGGAGAGCGUCAUCCGGGCGGCGAAGUCGGGUGCCGCCGCGGCGGCCGGGGGCUCGUUCGAGCAGUUCCUGCGCAAGCGGAAGCCACUCGAUCCGAGGGCGGAGGCGGCUGACGUAGGUGCCAAUGCUGGAGGUGGGGAGGGUGGGGACGGCGCUUGGAGCGCCGGUGAUGACCGGGCGCUGCUGAACGCGCUUAAGGAGUUCCCCAAGGACACGGCGAUGAGGUGGGAGAAAGUGGCGGCUGCUGUGCCAGGGAAGACGAAGGCCGCGUGCAUGAAGAGGGUCACUGAGCUCAAGCGUGACUUCCGGAGUACCAAGGCGGCAUCGGAGGCAGCAUCGUAGGAUAAUGAUGUGUGCUUCCCAUUGAAUUUUGGGAAGGUGUCGGACUGAAUGACUGAUGCAGUGACGCAUUAUGAACAUCUCUUUGUGAAGUUUAGCGGAAAAAUAGUUACAUGUCUAGCUCCACUGAAUCAGGGAGAUGCCAGAUGAAGGAGAGCACAUAAUUAUACAACAGGUUAUGUAAUUUUCCUAUUGAAUUCAGAAUCAGGAAAACCCUUGAAACAAAAGAGACUUAUUAGACACAUGAGAAACAAACAGAUGGACAAGGAAUAAGUUGUUUUCGUCUUGUGUUGCAACUGGCAACAUGCCACUGCUUGAUUUUGUUCAAUUUUUGACAUAUUAUAAACUGUUACAUGCAUU